This is a messenger RNA of Hemicordylus capensis (graceful crag lizard), 6508 nucleotides long. It is a transcript of the gene NTM, whose product is annotated as neurotrimin. NCBI's taxonomy places the organism in Eukaryota, Metazoa, Chordata, Lepidosauria, Squamata, Cordylidae. Gene Ontology annotation, cellular component: neuron projection. The record is from RefSeq and is a predicted model, not a curated record. The transcript is spliced from 11 exons. Bases 592 to 1695 code for a protein of 367 amino acids.
GAAGUUGCCCAAAGGGUUUACUCAGAAGUAAACUCCACUGAGGAUAAACUUUUACAGUUCAGUCCUCAGACUGCUCCAUUGUCACAUAGCUGUGGGGCAUUCUUCCUAAACUCUAGGCGAAAUGCUUGCAACUUAGCCCGACGGUACUAGCUCUGCCCUCAGGACAGAAAACAUUCAGUGUGGUCAUGUUGGAGCUCUGUCGCAGUGGCUGGCUGACCUGAGGGGAGCUGUUGGACUACAAUUUCCAUUGCCCCCUCUGCAACGUGUAGCAGGGGAGGAUGGGAAUUGGAACCCAACAACGGCUGGAGAGCCUUGUUGGCCCAAGUGGAGUCCCAAACAUCUUGCUGCCUGAGGCGAAGGACUGUAGCAGGACUCUCCUCUGUUUGCAGUCUCUUCGGCUGGGGCUUCAGUCCUUCCGUCAAACACUGGAUUCCACCCCCUCCCCCUUCAAGCAAGAGAGGGGAAAGCAGAAGAGCCUCUUUCUGCUGCUUAACAUUGCCAGGCGAUCGGACAGGGAAAGAGACGAGCCGUUGGAACGGGAGACCUGCCAAACGCAGCUAGAUCUAUACAGCCCCCCUCACCACCUCGAGCAUGACUGGACUUCUAGCAAAAAUGCGCAGCCCUCUCUUUUGGACAAUCCUGGCCGGGAUGGCAUCGCUGUUCCUCUUCCAAGGAGUGCCCGUGCGCAGCGGAGAGGCCACCUUCCCCAAGGCUAUGGACAACGUGACCGUCCGGCAAGGGGAGAGCGCCACCCUCAGGUGCUUCGUGGAUAACCGGGUGACCCGAGUAGCCUGGCUCAAUCGCAGCAGCAUCCUUUAUGCUGGCAAUGACAAGUGGUGUUUGGACCCUCGGGUGGAGCUGAUUGCCAACACCAAAACCCACUAUGCGAUCCGGAUAAAUGACGUGGAUGUGUAUGACGAGGGACCCUACACAUGCUCUGUGCAGACGGACAAUCAUCCAAAGACAUCCCGAGUCCACCUCAUCGUUCAAGUUCCUCCCAAGAUUGUCGAGAUAUCUUCAGAAAUCUCCAUCAAUGAAGGUGGCAAUGUCAGUCUCACCUGCAUCGCUACAGGCAGGCCAGACCCUACAAUCACCUGGAGACAUAUUUCACCCAAAGCUGUGGGAUUCUUGAGUGAAGACGAGUACCUGGAGAUCUCUGGCAUCACCCGGGAGCAGUCUGGGGAGUACGAAUGCAGCGCGUCCAAUGAUGUUGCAACUCCUGUUGUGCGGAGAGUAAAAGUCACUGUCAACUACCCACCAUACAUCUCAGAUGCUAAGAACACGGGGGUACCAGUAGGACAGAAGGGCAUCCUCCAGUGCGAAGCCUCUGCAGUUCCAUCAGCAGAGUUCCAGUGGUACAAAGAUGACAAAAGGCUCCUUGAAGGACAGAAAGGGUUGAAAGUGGAAAACAAAGCCUUCUUCUCUCGCCUGACUUUCUUCAACGUCUCCGAGCAAGACUACGGGAACUACACCUGCGUGGCCUACAAUCAGCUAGGAAAUACCAACGCCAGCAUCAUUCUGUAUGAAAUAAGUGAGCCCACAAGCUCAACCUUGUUCCAAGAAGAAACAACCGCAAUCCAGACACCCUGGAAAGGCCCUGGAGCAGUGCAUGAUGGGAACAAUGGCGGAUCAAGGAGAGCUGGCUGUGUCUGGCUGCUUCCCUUCCUUCUGUUGCACCUGCUGCCCAAGUUUUGACCCUGUCAACCAUGGUGACAAGAAGAAAUAAGAGUAUUACAAUUUUUUUAAAUAAUCAUAAUAGGAAAGAGAGUAUAUUAUGAGGAAAUCUUGGGGGGAAGGAAAGGGAGUCUGAAAAGCAAGAAGCGUCCAAAUGGUUCUACUGAUGUUUCAACACGACUGAGUGUUUCGUUUUCUUUCUUUCUGGUUUUUUUGUUUCUUUGUUUCCAUUAUUUUUCCCCCUGCCAUGGACAAGUAUGCAGCGGUUGGGGACCAACCUGUGCAUUUGGAUGAGUGACCACUCUCCCCCAUUUCCCCAUCCUGAUUCUAGCAAUCUAGCCGGCUCAGUCAUUUUCUUUUCUCUCUGCCCAGUUCUCCUCCAUGGAGGAUAAUGAUGUCGGUUGCCCUAUACACAGCUUUCCCCCACUUUUUUCCAAUUUCCCUCUUCAUGGAUUGCGCUGUCAUUUGUUUGAGUGCAAACGACAACAAAACAACUGCAGCCGACAAGCACGCCGACAAAACGACCACAAGUGACUGCAAGAAUAAACACACACACAUACAACGAGAUUGUUGAGACAUUGAUUCAUUGUACUACGUGGAUAUAUCACGGAUAAUAAGGGAUUCUGAUUCAUUAUUAAUUUUAUUAAUUAUAUUUUCUGAUAUGAGCCUAGAACUGUUAGUUCAUAAAAAAAACAAAACGAACAAAAAAAACAAAACAAAAAAAUGGGCAAAAAAUGAGAAGUAAGUUUAUUAAGUAUUAAAAAAACGAAUAGCGGGCUUCUUUACUAGGUUUACAGGAGGUGAAGUGUCGACGUCUCUGGUUGUUUGCAUGAACAGUCUGGAUAAGAGUUGACUAGUCCAGCGGAAAAGAAGAAACAAAGAGAGAGCGAAGAUGAACAAGCAAUGCCUCCACCAGCAUUAUCGAGUUUUCAUUCAUUAUUCUGGUGUUCAACUCAAGAAGGUUUUCCACUGUCUUCAUACUGUUUGGAAGUACAAAGGUUGAUGCUCACUGUAUGUUGAGUUAGAUGGAUAUGCUUAUUCUUUUUAUGAGCUCUAUAAAUAUAUAUAUAUAUAUACAGUAUAUAUAUAUAAAUAUACAUUAUAUAUAUAUAAUUAUUAUUUUUUGUUAACAUUAUAGCACAUGAUUUCUCAGCCCGGUCCUCCUCCUGACAUUACUGCAUGCUGUGUAUGGAGUUAGCUGUGUAUUGGUCUUUUCAGACACAAGGAUAGAGUUUUAUUGGUAACUGUGUAAUUAAUUCCUGCUGAUUUUUAUUUUAUUUUUUUGCCUUCCCGUUGGCUAUUUACAUGUUGGAGACAUUUAUAUAUAAAAAAAGAAAACAAAAGAAAGAAUGCAAAACAAAAUUCUACAGUGUCUCUUUCCAGAUUUCAGUUAAUAUGAGGGGAAAACCUUGAUAACCAAUCCACUUAAUUUGUUUUCCCUGCUUUAUACAACUCCAGAUACAACAAGGAUACAAAAGAAAGUAAGUUUCAAAUAAUAGUAAAAGGCUGCUCAUGUGGAGUGCCAGGGUCCGCAUGGAUCCUGCUUCGCCCGUCCAGCCAGACCCAACUUCUACACCUGGCUUUUAGCCAAGGUUUCGGGCGUGAGCAUGUCCUUGAUUCUGCUGCCAGAAUUGUGUGUGAGCUCUGGCUGCUUGCAGCCCAAGUGCACACAGAGAUGGUUGCCUAGAGUGCCCAUCUCAUAGAGAUAUCUCCCAAUGCGCCGUGCUCAUCGUGUGGUGCAUUGUGGGAUACCCAGAGGCCCGGACGCAGUAUCUGGGCCUCCAGAGAGCCACAAUGGUCAGUGUGGCUGUGCAAUAACAUGCCCAAAGAGGAGACACACUGUCUGGGGGGAAGGUGAGUUGGACCCUGCCCUCCACCCCUCACCCACCUGCAUGCGGGUCAUAUUUUCUGUGGCUACUACUCAUUUUCUGUGGCUACUAGAGAAAUCAAAUUGUUUUGAUUUUGUUGUCUCAUUUCCUUUUCAGUGCACAGAAAUGGAAAAAUGUGCUUUGAAAUAGAGGUUGUGGGAUAGCCCAGUAGAAGGUUAAUACUGGAAGGUUGGCUUUGACUUAACAUUUUUAUAAAAGAUGUUCCAUGUUGCUCCUUAGCCGGGUUGUGGUACCUCAUUGUCUAGGAGGUUGUGCAUAUAUAGUGACUGCAGAGAAUUGGUGACCCUUCCACAAAAGUUCGAACUUUGGUGUAGAGGAGAUCUGGGCUGGGGCAGCUAGUGGGAUGCCAAGACAGUGGUAGGCAAAGUGUACCAUCCAAAUGCUUCAACAUGCUUAACUGCUUUCUGGGGCAUGCAAUUGUUCGUAGUUGGGUUUAAAAUGGCUUGUUAAUGCGCUGUGGGGGGCAGAAAUCUCUGAAUUUCACUGGGCUCAUUAUAUAUAGAUCUAUGACCCUGAAUUUAGAGUUACUCCAAAUUAAAAACAAUUGUGGGCGCGAGUGGGUGGGAAGGCUGGUGUGUGAUCCCAUGAAAAUUAGAAGUAUGUAGUAGAUGACGUCAUAUGUUAUGGAACCCACAAGUUGACUGCAGCUUCUUGUAUUCUUGCCUUCUAUGAGUUCCUAACUGUUCAUGGUUCCCUUGCUUGCUCAGGAUGGAUCCUGGGUAUCUUGUCUGCUUGAGCCUCUUUGCCUCUUAGGGUUCUUGCCUUCCUUCUGAUUCCUCCCUGCUGAUGGACUGACCUUCUGGCUUCAAGACCCAGCAUCCCAACCUUGAGUUUGGUAUUGGAUUUCCCUUCAUCAGGAGCCUCAACAUGGUUACCUUGCACUUGCAGAUGCUGACCAUGCAACUACUAUUCAAAUCCCAGUUAGUAGUGACCAGAUUGUAGUGGAGGGGGAAUGCGCAAGGAUGGAGCACUGUUUCUUCUUGGCUUCUCUGGCUGUUGGUGUGGGCAUGGCCAUGGGGGCACUGUUCCCUAUAAUAAGAAUUCACAGGUGUUGUUGACUACCAUCAUCUCCAACCAAAGGCCAUUGCGGCUCCAGAUUCUGGAAGUUGUAGUCAACAAGAUCUGGGAAUCCCUGUUAGAGGGAACACUGCAUGGGGGCUGUCAUGGAGAGCACCUGCACUUCUGAAUUUGAAACUAUGUCACUGGUAGUGACUCUAGGCAAACGGUUUAUUUGGAGGCUAGGAGAAAGCAAGCUUCCUCCCUCCCACACACCCCCAUGGAAGGGAGCUGUGAGUCUCAAAAGCUGUGUUCUCUUUCACCAGCAGAUAUGGGUCUACUGAGAGUCUUCAUCCUGCUUGCUUGGUUAACUCCUGUAAGUGUUGCACUCUAUAGAUGGAUAAAGUAUAGUGACUUUUUAUUUAUUUGUUUGCUUGCUUAUUUGAUUAAUAUACCACCCUUCCAAAAGUGGUUCAAGGCAGUUUACGUUAAAAUAAAAAAUACAUAACAAUUAAAAGCAAAAACCAAUUAAAGGCAGGUUAAAAUUACAAUUAACACUAGAUAACAUUAAAACUAGAUAUCAUUAAAAGCCAGGCUAAAAAGAUAGGUCUUUAAGGCUCUCAUGAACGCCUCCAAGGAAGACAAUCCUCUUAUAUCAUAGGAACAUAGGAAGCUGCCUUAUACUGAAGCUAUUCCCACAAUCACUGGAAGGGACCUUAGACCACUUUCCAGCGAUCAUGGGAACCACCGGGCUUGCCCACAAGCCUAGUGCUCCCAAGGUGUCUUGCCCACCUAAAACACCCUCCCCUUAAACGAGGUUAAUGGAACAGGUGCUCUGUUAACCCUUUUUUCCUGCUUAUGUGCCACCGUAGUGUGCAGCGACACAUGAGUAGACCCCUGAUAUGGGGGUCUUCCCAGAAUGCCCCACAUGAGUGCCACGUGGCCCCCAAUCCUGCAGCCCCCACUAGAGCCGGUAGUCAGAGCCGGUAGUUGGGUAGGUGGGGGGCCUUGGGGGUUGAAUAUGGAAGUGUUCACAUUCACCGGUUGUAAGCCCAUCUGCUAUAUAUGGUGGGCAACCAGGGUGAAAAAGCCUCCCAUUUUGCCUGCUUGCCUGGGACUGCAGAAACAGAUGUCAGGGCUGGAGCACAUCUGGCAGGCCAAUACAUGGCUGAUGGGCUGCAUUGGGCGAGUCACAAGUUCGGGACUUCUUGUAUACAAAUAACUCCAGUAUCCCAGUUUGGUGAGUGGUUCACGUGGGUUGAGUGUGCCCUUUGGGAGGGAAGCCACUGAGUGUAAGCUGCAGAGCUGCAGGUAAUGAGGUCUGGAGAACAGAGACAUAAAAGUUAAAAUUGGGAUUUCCUUCGUUCCUUUCUCUUUACAGCCAUUUCUCUAUCACUUUAUAUAGCUGCUUGGAUGUUAGUGCUAAAAGGGAUUGUUAACCUCCUUGUCUGAUCUUGUCCUUGACUGCAGGUUGUAGACUUUUGAUCGGUGUUCUGCUGCUGCGGCAUCCCUUCUAACUUUGAUGGGUGAGCAGUAGAGAAGAUACAAAAGUCAUAAAUCCAAUCCAUGUUUGGUCUUCACUGAAAGUGAAAGUGUGCCCAAAUAUUGUCUAUGAUGUGCUAUUCCAUUGCUGUCAUCUAACAUAUGGAGACUUGCUAACUGGGCAAAGAGGCACCUUUUAAAAGUGGUGAUUCUCUUUAUUGAGCAUGGGGAGAGCAACUGCCCUAUCCAUCCCUAGCACAAUUUCCCUCCAGUGGCUGUUGCUGGUGUCUAUCUUAGGUUUCUUUUUAGAGUGUAAGUCCUCUGAGGACAGGGAGCCAUCUAUCUAUCUAUCUAUCUAUCUAUCUAUCUAUCUAUCUAUCUAUCUAUCUAUCUAUCUUAUUUAUGUAUAUGAACUACUUUGGGGGCUUUUGUCAAAAAGCGGUAUAUAAAUAUUGGUCGUAGUUGUA